AUGGAGGCACCAAUCCCCAUGGACAACAAACCAAAGACUCUCCCUCCUUACGGGGGAAUGAUGCCGCCCCUCAAUCACCACCCACCUCAGCUUCACGGUCCACCUCCCGGUUUCCAACGAACACCACCGCCACCACCACCGCACGACGGUCAGCCUCAUGGGUUGCCCGCACCAAUACCUCACACUAGCGCCUACGAGCAACCUUGGCGUCAGCCGUAUCCUCCAUCACAUUAUGAAGCUGCUGCUCAACGUCGUCACUCGAAUCCGGUCGCCCAGGCCCCACCACCACAGUCGCAACCACCUCCUCCCGGUCCUCCACCUUCGCAUCCUCACGCACCUUACCCUCCUCCAGGACAACAUCCCUCCGCCCAGCCUCAAGGUCGAGAACUACCUCAACUUCCUCCUGGAGACCCAUACCAUCGACCAAACAGCCUACCGGCUCCGGCACCACCUCAUCCAGUAUCAGAACCUCAUUCCCCUCGCACUUACAGGCCUAUGAAUGGCACGCAACCCGAGCCUAUCCCGCAUUCUGCACCUCCCCCCGGUGAUUACAGAACGGCGCGCAUACCUUACACUGGCCCGGGAGAGCCUCCACCACCGGGAGUUACUAAUGGUGAUCACGCAGGUCCUCCGCCGGGGUAUAUGCAACAUGUUGGUCCUCAUGGCCAGCCUCCUCCAGGCGCUAUGUAUGACGGUGCUGUUCCACCUUAUCCACGUCAGCGCAAAGCCGCCAGAGCUCAACAGGCUUGUGAUCAAUGUCGCGCACGCAAAGCUAAAUGCGAUGAGGGCCGUCCGGCAUGUAGUCAUUGUAGAGAAAAUAACAUCGAAUGCAAAUACAAGGACAUACCUCCUCAAAAGCAGGAAAAGUCGACACAGUUGGUAUUGGAUGGCGUCCGGCAAAGUGACGACAAUCAGCGCGAAAGAUUUGACACCCUGAUGGAGAGGUUUAUAGGGCUGGAACAACUUGUCAAAUAUUUCAUCACGCAAAGCAAAAUUCCUCUUCCACCUGAGGAAAAAAUGAAACCCGCCAAGGAGAAGGCUACCUCACCAAAUGGUCUCUUGGAAUCGAAACCGUCGACACCCGUUGCGCCACAAGGACCCCAGGGGGGAUUGAAUUCUAGUCUUCCCGCAACGAGCUCAUCACAGAGCGAUGUUCGAGGAAUAACAGGAUAUCUGAAGACUGUGCAGCAUGCGCAGUCGCAGCCCUUGGUGAAGGACGAAGACAGAGAGGUAGACGGAGAAUUGGCCGUUCCGCAAAACCAUAAAACUGCUGCUCACAAACUACUUGAUUGGCCUUCCAUCAAGCGACUGCUGGAUCGUAACAUCGACACUGACUACGUUUUGAGAAAUGAGAGAAGAAGAGGGUUAAUUCGACUUUAUGGGUGCGGUGAAGGAUGUGAUCACGAUACCGAGAACCACUGGCGUCAGAAUCGUCCCUAUCCCGGCGGUAGCCCUGCGACGGAUUCAGCAACUCCCCAAUCUGAUGAAGAAUAUUCCCGCGCGAAUUCACCAAGUUGGGGCUACGGACUACCAAUGCCUCCACAAAGUCGGCUAGGACAACACUACGGUGGUAUCGAUCCGUCGGGUUAUUUAAAUGCUCAUCCCGACGUCGUCAGGCGCCUUCUUCACAGCUACAUGAGUAACAUGCAUAUCCUCCAUCCCAUCAUGAACAAAAACACAUUACCUCAGAAAGUGGAACGAUUUAUCCAACAGUAUGGACAGUAUCACGGCAAUAUUGGCAAUAUCCAGAAUGAAGCUCGCGGCAUGAAGCGGAAACGCUCCGCCGAGUCCAUGCACCCAGAAGCGAUCGACAUGUCCCGUUCACCAAGUUUUGGCUCGGAGAAGUGGUCGUCGCGCAGGAUUGAACAUUCCAUUGAAAACGCAGUUAUUCUAUUAGUCCUUGCUCUGGGUGCAAUCUGUGAACACAAAGGUCCCCUACCUGGAUUUCCCCCGGAUCCCAAUGAAAGACACCGAGACAAGCCGUCAUUCGCGUCCUCACCGGAAGUUCAAUCUGUGCUCAAUGAGAUUCUCACGCCUCCGUCGGGGCCAGUAUCAGGUAUGAACAGUCGAUACUACCAGUCUCCCGGUGUCCAGUCUCCGGACCCUGUAUGGGAAUGGAAGACUCCGAAUCAGAGGCCGAACUCUAGACUCGGACCAGAGGGCAUGGUUGAAGCAUCUACCUUGAAAAAUAUAGAUGUGAUUCCAGGUCUAGCGUACUAUGCGUAUGCUGCGGGUAUUCUUGGUGAGAUGCAGGGUGGAUGCGAAUUGCCUUUUGUACAAGCUGCGAUUCUUGCUAGUUUCUAUGCCGGUCAACUAGCUCAUCCAUUUCAGAGCCAUGGAUGGAUUUGUCAGGCUGCUAGAGCAUGUUCCUUUUUGACUCGAAAAGACGAAUAUGCUGCCAUGCAACCAAGCACUUUAAAGGAAUUAUAUGAGUUUGCUUACUGGACUUGUUUGCAACAUGAAAGUGACCUUCUUGCCGAACUGGAUUUUACUGCUAGCGGGGUAUCACAAUCCGAAACACGAGUGUCUCUUCCAACCGGGACUUUUACCAUGGACCAACCACUGCCAAUGAGUGACGACCAAACGAGAGUGAUGUUUUUCUAUUCGGCACAAAUCCAUCUUCGUAAAGUCCUGAACCGGGUUCACCGCGAUCUUUACGACACGGACGUCAAGAAGUUGCCUGAUAAGAUUCUGACGGUUCUCGGACUGAAUCUUGACGUCUGGAAGUCAAGUCUGCCAGAACAAAUGCAGUGGAAUGAGGAGGAUGAACCAUCUGAGGAUAUCAACACUGCACGACUCCGUGCGAAAUACUACGGCGCUCGUUACAUUAUCUAUCGACCUGUCCUAGAACUUGCUCUGCAUUCAAAAUCACCCAAGGCGGCGGAAGGGAAAGGCAAAUUGGAGAACGACUCGAAACCAUCGGUCUCCUCUUUCAAGGCACACGAUUUUCAAGCUCACAAUAUGGCACGCUGGUCGAGUGAGCCGGGCAUGCGUCAAGAUUUGAGAGAUAAAUCCGACAUUGCGGACACGUUGAAGUUUGAUGAGCUGGAUGACGAUACACGACGUGCUUGCCAGCAAUGCAUCACAGCUGCUAUCCAAAGUACCAAAGCGUUCCACAAUAUCAAGGGUCGGCCCAUUGUGACUAAUAUAUUUGGAACCGCUCAUGCACAAUUCGGCAAUAUGCUUGUUCUCUCCGCUACUUACAUGUCUAAUCUUAGUGAGCUAGUCAACGCGAAAGAUCUCGAGUACCUGCUCCAGCGCACCAUCAAGUUCCUCGCCAUGUACAAAGAUAUUUCCCCGACUCUGAUGGCCGAUGCCCAAAUCCUGUCCGGAAUCUACUACAAGAUCUUCAAGAAACCACUCCAGACGAGCUUCACAACGGAAUCUUUUGGCAGUACAUGA
Molecule: messenger RNA, 3402 nt
Organism: Talaromyces stipitatus ATCC 10500
Lineage: Eukaryota; Fungi; Ascomycota; Eurotiomycetes; Eurotiales; Trichocomaceae
Product: C6 finger domain protein, putative
Exons: 6
Coding region: 1-3402 (1133 amino acids)
Biological process (GO): regulation of DNA-templated transcription
Molecular function (GO): DNA-binding transcription factor activity, RNA polymerase II-specific; zinc ion binding
Source: RefSeq, a predicted model, not a curated record